Messenger RNA from Chrysochloris asiatica (Cape golden mole), 4678 nucleotides. RefSeq names its product transmembrane protein 2 (gene CEMIP2). The transcript has 24 exons. Lineage: Eukaryota; Metazoa; Chordata; Mammalia; Afrosoricida; Chrysochloridae. Bases 527 to 4678 code for a protein of 1383 amino acids. The record is from RefSeq and is a predicted model, not a curated record.
CGACCCCGCGGAGCCGGGCCGCUUGUGUGGCCGGCGGAGGCUGAGCGCGACCCUAGUGAGCCGCGGCGCCCGCCGACCGAGACAAGCGCGACUCCUGGGACCCCGCUCUACCCCGCGCUGCCGCCUUAUCCCCCAUUGUCACGGGUACGCUCCGGCCUGCGCACAGCGGCCGCGAUUCUCCUCCUCUUCCUCUCGGAGGGAAAGGAGCAGAGAAAGCCGAGCGGCAGCUCCGGGAGAAAGCGAGCUGAGGCCGCUGCCCGAGAGGCUCAGGGCUAGAGGAGGAGGAGGCAGAGGCGGAGGGAAGUGCGCGUCACUCUCGGGAGGAGAGUGUUUCACCUCCAGGCAGAGGCUGCUAGUUGCGUAAAAGCUGUAGCGGCGGUGGACGCUGAAGCUCUGGGGGCUCCCUAGCCAUGGAGCUGGGAUCCGGACCGGGGGACGCCAGGAGCUCGGCACUGUCUCUUUGGACCUCUGUGUAGGCACCUGAGUUGACCGACGCUGAGCGGGGGAGGGGAAGUGACAGUGUAUCAUGAAUGCCACUGAUUCCAGGGGACGCUCCCCUGCUUUCCAGCAUCCUCAGAAUGGAAACAGUUAUCACUCGUCUGGCUACGUUCCAGGGAAGGUCGUCCCAUUGCGCCCUCCUCCUCCUCCAAAGAGCCAAGCUUCAGCCAAAUUUACCUCCAUGAGACAAGAACCCCGGGCAACCUUUGCAUUCUCACCUGAAGAACAGCAAGUCCAGAGAGAAAACCAAAAGCAGAAGAGACACAAAAAUACUUUCAUUUGCUUUGCUGUUACUAGUUUUUCAUUUUUUGUUGCACUUGCAGCCAUUUUAGGAAUAUCCUCAAAAUAUGCUCCAGAUGAGAAUUGCCCAGAUCAAAACCCACAACUCAGGAACUGGGAUCCAGGACAAGAUUCUAUAACACAAGUUGUUAUCAAGGAGGGCGAUAUGUUCCGUCUGACCUCAGAUGUCACAGUGAACUCAAUAGUCAUUCAGAAUGGAGGACUACUUGUAUUUGGGGAUGAUAAAGAUGGAUCCAGAAAUAUUACUUUGAGGACUCGUUACAUCCUGAUCAAGGAUGGUGGGGCGCUUCAUAUUGGAGCAGAAAAAUGCCGCUAUAAAUCCAAAGCAACAAUUGCCUUGUACGGCAAGUCAGAGGAAGGUGAAAGUAUGCCAACAUUUGGCAAAAAAUUUAUUGGUGUGGAAGCUGGCGGGACAUUGGAGUUGCACGGAGCACAGAAGACAUCGUGGACGUUGUUGGCCAGGACUCUGCAUUCCUCAGGCUUGAUGUUUGGGUCCUAUUAUUUUAUGAAGGACUUUUCACGGGGCCUCAAUGUGAGAGUCUUUGACCAAGACACUGCCAAAAUUUUGGAAAGUGUGAGGUUUGAUACUCAUGAAUACCAAAAUGAGAGCAGGCGACUACAGGAAUUUUUGAGAGUCCAGGAUCCAGGGCGAAUUGUUGCUAUAGCUGUUGGAGAUUCAGCAGCCAAAAACCUCUUACAAGGAACUAUUCAGAUGAUCCAGGACCGACUGGGAAGUAAGCUGAUCCAAGGACUGAGUUACAGGCAAGCUUGGGCUUUAGUUGGUGUCAUUGAUGGUGGAAGUUCUUCUUGCAAUGAAUCUGUGAGAAACUAUGAAAAUCAUAGUAGUGGAGGGAAGGCUCUUGCCCAAGGAGAAUUUUAUACCCUGGAUGGUCAGAAGUUUGCUGUGACAGCUCACAGUGAAUGGAUUGAAGGUGUUUCUUUCUCAGGCUUCGAGUUAGAGGUUGUGGAUGGGGUGGUGCUUCAUUUGCUGGAUGAUGUUAGCAGCUGGCAAGCUGGAGACCAGAUUGUGGUCGCAAGCACAGACUAUUCUAUGUACCAAGCAGAGGAGUUCACACUUGUACCCUGUCCCGAAUGCAGCCGUUUCCAGGUCAAAAUCAAAGAAACACCUCAGUUCCUGCACAUGGGAGAGAUUGUAGACGGUGUAGACAUGAGAGCUGAGGUUGGAAUUCUCACACGGAACGUUGUAAUCAGAGGAGAGAUGGAAGACUCCUGCUAUGCUAAAAACCAAUGCCAGUUCUUUGAUUUUGAUACCUUUGGGGGCCACGUCACGAUAAAGAAAAAUUUUACUUCAGUCCAUCUUUCUUACGUGGAGUUGCUGCACAUGGGCCAGCAGAAGCUGGGGCGGUACCCUGUGCAUUUUCAUCUGUGUGGCGAUGUGGACUCUAUGGGAGGAUACAGGUACCCAACAUUUGUGGAUGGCCUGUCUAUUCAUCACAGCUUCUCAAGAUGCAUCACUGUGCAUGGGACUCAUGGAUUGCUGAUAAAAGACACCAUUGGAUUCGACACACUGGGUCAUUGUUUCUUUUUGGAAGAUGGUAUUGAACAGAGAAAUACUUUGUUCCACAAUCUCGGACUCCUCACCAAGCCUGGCACUAUUCUCCCUACAGACAGGAAUAACUCCAUGUGCACCUCCAUGCGUGAAAAAGUAUUUGGAAAUUACAUCCCUGUACCUGCCACUGACUGUAUGGCGGUUUCAACUUUCUGGAUUGCUCAUCCCAACAAUCACCUGAUAAAUAAUGCAGCUGCUGGCUCACAGGAUGCUGGAAUAUGGUAUUUAUUCCACAAAGAACCUACUGGAGAAUCCAGUGGAUUGCAGCUCUCAGCAAAACCAGAACUCACACCAUUAGGUAUAUUUUAUAACAACAGAGUCCAUUCAAAUUUUAAGGCUGGCUUAUUUAUUGAUAAAGGUGUCAAAACAGUCCAUGCUAGUGCCGCUGACCCACGGGAAUACCUCUGUCUGGAUAAUAGUGCAAGAUUUCGGCCUCAUCAAGAUGCAGAUCCUGAAAAACCACGUGUAGCUGCUCUAAUUGACAGACUCAUAGCUUUUAAAAAUAAUGAUAAUGGAGCAUGGGUCAGAGGAGGAGACAUUGUCAUUCAGAAUUCUGCAUUUGCAGAUAAUGGAAUAGGACUGACCUUUGCCAGUGAUGGAAGCUUCCCAAGCGAUGAAGGUUCCAGCCAGGAAGUGUCUGAAUCUCUCUUUGUUGGGGAGAGCAGGAAUUAUGGCUUCCAGGGUGGUCAAAACAAGUAUGUAGGCAUUGGAGGAAUGGACCAUAAGCCUCGGACUUUACCUAGAAAUAGGACAUUUCCAAUCAGAGGUUUUCAGAUUUAUGAUGGGCCCAUUCAUCUUACCAGGAGCACUUUCAAAAAAUAUGUACCAACCGUAGACAGGUACAGCAGUGCAAUUGGCUUCCUCAUGAAGAAUUCCUGGCAGAUAACCCCCAGGAAUAACAUCUCCCUUGUGAAGUUUGGCCCGCAUGUCUCUUUGAAUGUCUUCUUUGGAAAGCCCGGUCCCUGGUUUGAAGAUUGUGACUUAGAUGGUGAUAAGAACUCUAUAUUCCAUGACAUUGAUGGCUCUGUGACAGGAUACAAGGAUGCUUAUGUGGGAAGAAGUGACAACUACCUGAUCCGCCAUCCAAGCUGUAUUAACGUUACCAAAUGGAACGCCGUGGUGUGCAGUGGGACCUAUGCCCAGGUUUACGUGCAGACAUGGAGCACUCAGAAUCUUACUAUGACUAUCACACGAGAUGAAUAUCCAUCCUACCCAAUGGUACUCCGGGGCAUUAAUCAGAGGGCGGCCUUCCCACAGUACCAACCUGUCAUCAUGCUGGAGAAGGGUUAUACCAUCCAUUGGAAUGGACCAGCUCCACGGAUUGCUUUUCUAUACCUCGUCAACUUCAAUAAGAAUGACUGGAUUCGAGUUGGUCUCUGCUAUCCAUCAGACACAACUUUUCAGGUUACCUUUGGCUUUUUGCAGCGGCAGAAUGGCUCCUUAUCCAAGAUGGAAGACUAUGAGCCUGUACGCUCAUUGGAGGAACUACAGAGGAAGCAAUCCGAGAGGAAAUUCUAUUUUGACUCCAACACUGGAUUGCUGUUUUUAUAUCUCAAAGCCAAAGGUAACAGAGAGGGUCACAGUUACUGUUCAUCUCAGGGAUGUGAAAGAGUCAAGAUCCAGGCAAUAACAGACUCAAAAGACAUCAGUAACUGCAUGGCCAAAGCGUAUCCACAAUAUUACCAGAAGCCAUCAGCCGUCAAGCGGAUGCCAGCCAUGCUCUUGGGACCCUGUCCAAGAUGUGGCACCCGUCAGGUGGUGUUUACUAGUGAUCCUCAUAAAAGCUACCUCCCCGUGCAAUUUCGGUCCCCCAGUGAAACAGAUGCUCAGCGCAGAGAGCCAACUGUCAUCUCUAUCAAUGGCACAGACUUUCCUCUCCAAAGUGCAGGUGUCAUCAUCCUUGUUGUGGAUGCGUGCAGUGUUCCAUUCCAGUUGGUGGAAAAAAAGAUAUUCUCGCUUGCUUAUGUCCAUCAUGUGGAAGAGUAUUUAAAAACAAAAAUACCUCCAAGGUCGAUUAUUCUGUUGAGCACAAAAGGAGAAAUAAAGCAGUUGAAUAUUUCGGAUUCAUUAGUACCUCUGGGAUUAGUCAAACCAGCUCAUCUUUAUCACAAUGGGAGUAUCAUAUUUUUGGGAUUCAGUGGAAACUUUAAACCUUCAUGGACUAAACUACUUACCAGUCCUGCUGGACAGAGUCUCGGGCUUCUGGAACAAUUUGUCCCUUUGCAGCUGAGCGAAUAUGGCUGUCACAAAGUCUCCACUGCCCCCAGACGAGACCUGGAACUGUUAAAACAAGCUUCAAAAGCACAUUAG